Messenger RNA from Ruditapes philippinarum (Manila clam), 3815 nucleotides. Its product is annotated as neurogenic locus notch homolog protein 2-like. The coding region runs from base 191 to 3697 and encodes 1168 amino acids. The record is from RefSeq and is a predicted model, not a curated record. The transcript is spliced from 34 exons. Gene Ontology annotation, cellular component: plasma membrane; protein-containing complex. Gene Ontology annotation, biological process: establishment or maintenance of epithelial cell apical/basal polarity; heterophilic cell-cell adhesion. NCBI's taxonomy places the organism in Eukaryota, Metazoa, Mollusca, Bivalvia, Venerida, Veneridae. Gene Ontology annotation, molecular function: calcium ion binding.
CUGAUGAUAAGCUUGGCAUAAUUUAAAGAAAAGGCAAAUCGUGAUUAUCUUAUCUUAUGAAGAAGUUGUAAAACAAAAUGAAUAACCUGCAGGCAUUUUUAUUAAAUUAGGAACUGUUAUAGUCUCUUUUACACAACUGGCCAUAGGAUCUGAUUCCCGUACCACGUGGUGACACCAUAUUCACUGUAGUAUGUACCAGUUGGCGUUAGUGCUGUUGCUGUGCUGCAGCUUUGCCCUUGCGGAAAACAUUUCAGACAAAGACAAAAGGUUCAUUGUGACGGUUUCUAAUAAAAACAUUCUAGGUGUACAGACGGAGGUUUCGCUUUGUAAAUGUUUCAACGAAUGUCACAUGGAAUCCUUUACACACAUCGACUCAAUCGAGUAUCAGACAGUUUGGAGUUCCAUCGAUUGUUCAGAAUUAAAAAGAUGCAAUCUUAUCAACCCGUGUGAGAAUGGAGGAUAUUGUCUCAAUACAAAUCAUGGUGACUUCUACAGCUGUAACUGUCAGCCUGGAUUUACCGGCAAAAAUUGUAAUAUCACAGAAGCUGUCCAGUGCGAAAAGUCAAAUCCCUGUCGUAAUGGAGCAACCUGUAUAAGUACUAACGGUCACUUUCAAUGCAAAUGUACAAAUGGUUGGAACGGUGUUCUUUGCGACGAAGAUGAAGAUGAAUGUCAGUUAUAUAACUUAUGUCGUAAUGGCGCAACUUGUAUCAAUACCAAAGGUCACUUUUCAUGUCAGUGUAAACAAGGUUGGCACGGCGCUCUUUGCACUGAAGUUGUCGACGAUUGUUCAUAUGGCCCCUGUUUGCAUAAUGGGACGUGUAUCAAUACAAACGGAUCAUACAAUUGCAUGUGUCCUGUAGGAUGGACAGGCACUAACUGUGAAAUAGAUUUAGAUGAAUGUGCAACAUUUAACUCAAAAGGAUUUUUAUGCAGAAAUAGUGCCACAUGUAUAAAUUUACCCGGUGAUUUUCAGUGCAAUUGUGCAAGUGGUUGGACAGGCAAAUUCUGUACAACAAGAUAUGACGAAUGUCAGUCAAACCCUUGUAUGAAUAAUGGCGUAUGUACGGCUACCACGGAUGGUUUCAGCUGUAAAUGUUCGCCAGGAUGGACUGGUGCGAAAUGUGACACAGACAUAGAUGAGUGCUUGAUGACACCUUGUUUUAAUAAUGCUGCAUGUACAAAUACUGCUGGAGGAUUUUAUUAUAAUACACUUGAAAAGUUUUGCAUUUACGCAUUAAUUCAGGGUCAUGUUGAUCAUAAUGGUGGCACUUGUACAAAUUUGAAUGGAGGAUAUAAGUGCGCAUGUCCAACCGGAUGGACAGGAAAGAACUGUGAUACAGAUAUAGAUGAGUGUUCUAUGUCGCCUUGCUUGAAUAAUGCUACAUGUACAAAUACUGUUGGGGCAUUUCAUUGCACAUGCACUGACACAUGGACAGGACCUAUCUGCAUUAAAGAUGUAGACGAAUGUUUAAACAAUCCUUGUAAGAAUAAUGGCAGGUGUUCUAACUUGAUUGGAGAUUAUGAUUGCGCAUGCCCAGUGGAGUGGACCGGGAAAAAUUGUGACAUUGAUGUAGAUGAAUGUUUAAACAAUCCGUGCAUGAAUAGUGGCACAUGUAUUAACAUGUACGAUGGCUAUAACUGCAUCUGCCUAGCAGGAUGGGGCGGCAAAAAUUGUGAUACAGAUAUUAACGAAUGUUUGCAUAAUCCGUGCAAGAAUAAUGGCACGUGUUUUAACAUGAAUGGAGGAUACACCUGCCGGUGCCAUGCAGGGUGGUCCAGAAAACACUGUGAUAUAGAUAUCAACGAAUGUAUACAUAACCCGUGUAAGAACCUCGGCACAUGUUCUAACACAGACGGGGGAUAUCACUGCGCAUGUCAGUCAGGAUGGACUGGAACAAACUGCGAUAAAGAUGUAGAUGAAUGUUUAAGCCAUCCGUGUAGAAAUAAUGGCACGUGUUUUAAUAAAGACGGAGGAUAUAACUGCACAUGUAAAGUAGGGUGGACCGGAAGAAACUGUGAAACGGACGUAAACGAAUGUUUACAUGACCCGUGUAAGAACAAUGGCUCGUGUUUUAACAUGAAUGGAGGAUACACCUGCAGGUGUCAAGCAGGGUGGUCCGGAAAACACUGUGAUAUAGAUAUAAACGAAUGCAUACAUAACCCGUGUAAAAACGUUGGUACGUGUUCUAACACAGAUGGUGGAUACCACUGCAUGUGUCAUUUGGGGUGGUCUGGAAAAGACUGCGAUAAAGAUGUGGACGAAUGUUUGCACAAUCCAUGUAAGAAUAAUGGCACAUGUUCAAAUAAGGACGGAGGAUAUACCUGUGCAUGUCAAGCAGGGUGGACCGGACAACAAGACUGUGAUACAGAUGUAGAUGAGUGUUUAAACAAUCCGUGCAAGAAUAAUGGUAAUUGUAUAAAUAUGGACGGAAGUUAUAACUGCGCAUGUCAGUCAGGAUGGACAGGAAGACACUGUGAUACAGCUGUUGAUGCGUGCUUGCCGAAUCCUUGUUUAAAUCAUGGUACAUGCAAGAACACAGUAAAUGGUUUUAACUGUAAGUGCAUACCGUCAUGGACAGGAGCGAAAUGUGACACAGACGUCGACGAGUGUAUGCAAUCACCAUGCUUUAAUAACGGUACGUGUACAAACUUCGACGGCGGAUUCUAUUGCACUUGUACUGACGAAUGGACAGGUCCAAUAUGUUUCAGAGAUGUAAAUGAAUGUCUAAACAAUCCAUGUAAGAAUAAAGGCACGUGCACCAAUAUUCCCGGAGGAUACAACUGCGUAUGUCCGGAAGGUUGGACCGGAAGAAACUGUGAAACAGACAUUGAUGAGUGUAAAACCCUUCCAUCUGCUAAGCUUUGUCAAAACGGAGCAGCUUGUAUAAACACCCCUGGUGGCUUCACAUGUGACUGCGCUAUCGGAUGGACCGGAAAACUUUGCUCCACUGACAUCAAUGAGUGUACAAAUGGUAGUUUGUGUCAAAAUGGCGCCACGUGUGUCAAUACACCGGGCAAUUACACGUGCAACUGUAAAGUAGGAUGGACUGGGAAUAAUUGUGAAUUCGAUGUAAACGAAUGCCUGUCAAAUCCUUGUUCUAACAAAGGUACUUGUAACAAUACGAUGGGCGCUUAUCACUGCAAGUGUUUUAGUGGAUGGAUGGGUCUGCACUGCGACAUAGACAUUGACGAGUGCUCCAAUGACGGAUUAUGUCAGAAUGGAGGCUCUUGUGUCAACUCACCUGGAAAUUACACGUGCAAUUGUAAAUUAGGUUGGACAGGAGACAACUGUGAACUAGAUGCAUGUCAUGUGAAGCAAUGUGGGGCACACGGAACAUGUAUUCACCAGGAAAUGUUUCCAUUCUAUCAUUGUAACUGCUCUGGUGGUUUUUUAGGACGCCAUUGUGAAUUACCUAUAUGUGACACAAAACCAUGUCAGAAUGGUGGAAGAUGUAUUCCAAUAAGCUCAGGCCCGUACUUCCGCUGUGAGUGUCCGGGACAAUACUUCGGAGAUAACUGUGAACUGUCGCCGACGUGGUCAAGUUGGUUUUAUGGUGCAUGUUCAGUCACGUGCGGAAGUGGCACACGUCCUGGAAUAAGAAGAUGUAACACAGGCCAUGAAGAAGACUGUCCUGGUAGCUCGAUACAAAUGUUUGAUUGUCAUUUAGCACCAUGUAAACGAACUCGGUAUUAAUAGGCUGUUUAUAGAACAUAUACGCUGUUUACUGUUCGUAUUAUUUCAUUUUGUUGUUUACACACCUUUCUAACAAAUAUGUUAUUCUUCUGUAAACACACUUGUACAAUAAAUGUCU